This is a messenger RNA of Cornus florida, 1681 nucleotides long. Its product is annotated as ABSCISIC ACID-INSENSITIVE 5-like protein 2. The transcript has 4 exons. Gene Ontology annotation, biological process: positive regulation of DNA-templated transcription. Lineage: Eukaryota; Viridiplantae; Streptophyta; Magnoliopsida; Cornales; Cornaceae. Bases 308 to 1216 code for a protein of 302 amino acids. Gene Ontology annotation, cellular component: nucleus. The record is from RefSeq and is a predicted model, not a curated record. Gene Ontology annotation, molecular function: DNA-binding transcription factor activity.
AUUGCAGAAAUAAUCAACGAAUAGCCACAACUCUCUCUCUACCCCCCUCUCUCUCUACACUGCUUUCCUUCUUCCUUCCUAAGUUCUCCUCUCUCCCUCUGAGUCCCUCACACACAUACACACAGCAUAUCUAUAGGUGUAUGUGAAACAGUCCAGGAGACUCGCGUUCUCACAGUACGGGCUCAAAGGGUUGUUAACAGUUUGUUCGGUUUGAUCCUAAACUAAAUCCUAAAUUUCAGAGAGACUUUGUGUGUGAUUUUUUGAAUUUUUUUGGGAAAAAUCUGAACAAGCCCUAGAAAUUCGGUGUAUGGCGUCGUCGAAGGUGAUGGCGUCUACAUCACAGCCCAAUCCGGAUCUGCCACGCCAGUCCUCAAUACUAUCUCUCACAGUCGCUGACCUCCAAACUGAUCAGAGCAAGAACUUUGGGUCCAUGAACAUGGACGAUUUGCUGAAGAACAUGUACAACGAUCCGGAGGCAUUUUCCGACAACGCCGUGGCCGGUGAUGGUGGAUUCGCCGCCGCCGACGGUGGUGGUACUGGUGGAGAGGUGUCGUUGUCGAGGCAGGGGAGCUUUACUUUGCCGAAGAGUGUGGGGACCAAGACGGUGGAUGAGGUGUGGAAGGAGAUCGUCCACGGAAAUGGAGAGGGCGACCGUGAGCCGGAGAUGACUCUGGAGGAUUUUCUGACGAAGGCCGGAGCUGUGAGGGAGGAGGAUGUCAGAAUUCCGGUGAUUCCGACGCCGACGGGGUUCGGUGUGGAUUCGAUGAUGAAUGCUGCUCAGUUUCAGGUUCCGCCGCAUAUGCAAUCGUCGCGGAACGGACCCGGGGGUUUUGGUGUCGAUCCGGUGGGAUUUGGGAACGGAAUUGAUGGGAGGAUGGUUGCGGUUGUGUCUACUGGUGGUGGUGGUGGUGGAGGUGGCAGAGGGAAGAGGAGGGCCGUGGAGGAGCCGCCUGUGGAUAAGGCGACACAGCAGAAACAGAGGAGAAUGAUUAAGAAUAGAGAGUCAGCUGCUAGGUCGAGAGAACGAAAGCAGGCCUACACUGUUGAAUUAGAAUCAUUGGUGACCCAGUUGGAGGAGGAUAAUGCACGUCUUUUGAGAGAAGAGGCUGAGCAGAAUAAGGAGAGGUUUAAGCAGCUGAUGGAGAACCUGGUUCCUGUCGUGGAGAAACGAAGACCAAGGCGAGUUCUUCGAAGAGUGCAGUCCAUGUGCUGGUAGGUUCUUCAAAAUUUAUGUUCAAUAAAGGUUUAAAAAAACAAAAAAAGGAAUUCUCUGUUCUAUCAAAGAACAGAAAGCAUGGAGCAAGAAGACAUUCCUAUUAAUUGAAGUAAAAAAAACCCGGGUCAGACGUUCAGCUGGCAGCUCCUAGUCAUUUGUAAAGAGAAGCUGAGCGCAGCCAAAGAAUUGAAGUAAAUUUAUUAGAACUGAAGAUGAAUAGGCAGCUUGUGGAAGGUUGCGUCGAAGUGUUAGUUGGUUUGCAUAGUUAGUUGUUAUAGGAAUAGGAAACCAUCUAAUUUACAGUUCAGUUCAUCAUCCUGAAUAUGUCCGAGGGAGGAAUGACUCGUAAAACUGGACUGAUAUAUAGUUUCUAUCACAUUAUUAUGUGGAUACUGAAGUGACUUGAUGAACUAUGUAGCUAUUUGAUAUUUUGAAAUAAAAGAAUGAGAUAGAAGGUUCAUAUUA